Messenger RNA from Exaiptasia diaphana, 1338 nucleotides. Its product is annotated as putative vacuolar protein sorting-associated protein TDA6. The record is from RefSeq and is a predicted model, not a curated record. Lineage: Eukaryota; Metazoa; Cnidaria; Anthozoa; Actiniaria; Aiptasiidae. The coding region runs from base 88 to 1209 and encodes 373 amino acids. The transcript is spliced from 3 exons.
CGCCAGUUAGCGUUGAAUUGCUCAGGAAAACCUACUUCGUUUCAAGGAACACCUUAUCAUCUUUUCUAAUUUAAACGUUUGAAAGCUAUGGACUUCAAGGUUGGUGUUCUUUUGGUGCUGCUAAUGGUGUCACUAAUGGUUCAAGAUUCUGAACAAGGCCGUCGACGCCGUCGCCGCCGCACCACACCACCUCCCCUAACACAGCAAUGUAGAAAUCGUGUUCAAAAAUAUUCAAAUCUAAAUGGAAAAAGCAUMMUUGAAAUGGCCCGAGUGUGGGCUCCUGCAGUYAAACUUGCUGAAGGCGAGGAAUUUAAACCYUCAAGCAUCGAUUUCUUUCUCAGCCAAGUUAGUCUAUCUGGAAAMGRUGSAAAUACUCCGAMGRAACUCACAGCGGAARAUCUCCCUCAAUGUACGUCUGGAAACUGCUACUUGAACACCAAUCUACGGUGCCCGGACUGUACGAAUACGAAUGUUCUAAGAGGUCAAGAUCCAUCAUCUGUACCGGUCUACGUGAUCAUCGACGAAGAUGACGAAAAUGACGCCGUUGAUAUCUGGUACUGGUUCUUCUUUCCUUACAACCGCGGCAAAAUAGUUGACGUUGACAAUAAGAAAUAUCUAAACAAGGUAAUUAAAGUUUUACCUAACCAAUGGGAAAAGUUUCUUAAARAUCUUCAAAAACAGACGUAUGGGAACCAUGUUGGCGACUGGGAAAAGAUUAAGAUAAGAUUCGAGAACAAAAAGCUCCAUUCCAUGUACCUAGCAACUCACGAUUCAUCCGUCACCAAAAAGUACGCUGGAGAAUUCCUCUGGGAUGGAGCAGGUUUCAAGAAAGACAACAAGCGUAUCGAGAUGCAAAGUUGCACACAUGGGAUCGCAUAUGCUGCAAAGGGUUCCCAUGGAUUUUGGCCAAAUACUGGGAAGCACACUUAUAAGAAAAUCAUCGAAGUGUUUAAGCUGGUCGACGARUGCAGCAAUGGGGCGCCUUGGAACACUUGGGAAAACUUGAAAAUUACAACGAGGAAAGCUGAAGGGGAGCUUUACCAGAAUGAAUUCAAUUUCUUCAAUUACAAGGGGAGAUGGGGGAAUGAGGAACGUAGUUGUGUAGAUAUUGACAAGAAGAUUGAUUUGUUUUUUACGAAAUUUCGUAUAAAGUUCAAGCAAUGUGUCCUUAGUUCAGGCCCCAAAGGACCUACAAAAAUCUUUGAGUGAUGUUUGGAGUAUGUUUGAGGGUUUUUUGUAGUAUUAUAUAAAAGCUUUGUGUGUAAGAUGUCAUUCAAAGCAUUAGUCUUGAUCAUGUAUUCAUCACGUUUAAUUGCAAAUAAAAUUUUGUUGUUGUAA